Debaryomyces hansenii CBS767 is the source of this 1446-nucleotide messenger RNA. RefSeq names its product DEHA2D14762p. The record is from RefSeq and is a predicted model, not a curated record. Bases 1 to 1446 code for a protein of 481 amino acids. Lineage: Eukaryota; Fungi; Ascomycota; Pichiomycetes; Serinales; Debaryomycetaceae. The transcript has a single exon. Gene Ontology annotation, molecular function: N-acetyltransferase activity.
AUGAGUCAAAAUCACCAUACCAGAAAGCUUGGGUUUCUUGAGAAGUAUUAUGUCUGUAGAAAUGUCGAAUGGUAUAAAGAAGAUAUUUGUGUUACCGCACAAUAUAAUCAACAUAUUGACGAAGUAUUACUAUCUAAUGCUCUUCGAUCAUUAAUUUUGAAAAAUACUGUGUUUGCUUUGAAUGUUUACCGGGAUGGGGACCCGCAAUACGAUGCAAAAAUGAAUGGAGACAAUUUUACAGUUAGACCGGUGGAGAAAAUUGCAUUCAGUGACGUGGUAAGCUUCAAGGAUAUAGAUGAGCUGUUCGGAGUUGUGGAAUUGAAUGCAUUGUCGGAGGAGGUAAGUCCUGUUAAUGAUACGAGGCCAUUGUGGAGACUAAAGGUUUACAAAUCCUCUUCUAGCAAGAAACAAUACGUUACGUUCCAUUGUGACCAUACGUUUUUCGAUGGCCUAUCUGCAGCUCAAUUCCAUAAAGACUUGAUUGUUGAAUUUGGAAUCUAUUCUGGGGAUGCUGCUUUAAAGUUCCAGGAGACGUUGUUCGAUUACACAGAAGAUAAAAGCAAAUUACCAGAUAUUCUUGACAGUCCGGACAAGAUUGUUGAUCUAUACAAUCCAGGUAUUCUAUUUUCGUUGCUGGCAAUUGUACAGAGCAUGCUUUUGCCAAAAUGGCUAGCCGAUGGCUUCUGGUCGCUCUUUUCAACCAAUGCGGAACAGAAACCGCUUUACACCCACUUGCCGGUUCAAAAGGGAGCCAAAUCGAACCAAAGACAUGUCAAUAUCAAGCCAGACGACGUGAAACGACUCCGUGCGUUUUGUAGGUCGCAGAGUACUACCUUGACCCCAUAUAUUACAGCAAUUGCCAUGUACGCUCUCCAAGAGACCGUUUUCCCCGUCGUGUCGAAUAGCCAGUGUUCGUUCCAAGUGGACAUCCCUAUAGAUGGAAGAAGAUACUUCCCUGACAAGGCAAACGAUACCAAAUAUGGUAUCUAUGUUGGCGCUUUCUCAUGCAAGAUGGGUCCCGUAUCUAAGUCUACAGGCUCUUACGAUGACUUGAAAGUCCCCAUCAACACCCUCACGACACAGUUAUCCUCUAGCAUGGCCGAUAAUUCGCCCUUCAGGUACUUUGGGCUCCUAAAGUACGUCAAUUGCUGGAGCUUUCUAGCCAGUAAGAUUGGCCAAACCGAUUCGCGACUGACUCUCGAGGUGUCGAACCUUGGGCUUCACCUGAUUUCUCAUGACAAUUGGUCCAUCGAGAAUCUUUGGUUUAACCAAACAAACGGUAUCCUCAACCACUUCUGCCUUUCAUUAAUUGCUACUGAGUCAAAUGGCCUCAACUUGCUGACUAGUUAUCUCGCAGAUCUUGACAUGGUCCAAACCUCGCUGCGAAAACUCGUCAUCGACGAAUUCAUGGCUUUGUUUACUACAAAACUCUUGGAACAUAUUUAG